CCGGGUCCUUAAUACACCAACCUGGGUGUGCCCAUUUCUUUGACCAAUUGGCCUGGAAUGGUCUUCCAUUGAUGGGAUUUUCAAAGUGGACACGAAUCCCAAUGAUCCCAAUCAGACCAAGAGAGGUCGUUUUUUUCUCAUGGCUUCUAGUUCUCCUGGCCCGUGGGAGCGAAUUGAGAAUCAAAACAAAACAACGUGAGGCGAUUGAGGCGAUUGAGUGAAUAUAGAGGGAGAGUGAAUCACUUUCCUACCAUCGAUCGAGCAUUGCGAGCGAGUGAGUGGCCUUGUGUGCAUUGGUUUGGUGACCUCAAGACCUCAAGGGAUUACUGAUCAGGCAUUAUGGCAGAAAUCGUGCAACAAAACUUGGAAUCCAUGAUUCCAGAGUUGGAGCAAAUCCAACGGGUUGAACUCCUCUCGGAAGUGGAAGUCAAACAAUUGAUCAAGAAUCGCAAGAAAUUGGAGUACCGCUUGCAGAAGCGGGAAAAGAGAAAAGAGGAUUUUUUAGAGUACAUCCAGUAUGAGCUGGCCUUAUUGGCCUUAUUAGAGAUGCGUCGGGAAAAGACGGGCUACUUUCACAAGAAGGAUGAGAUCGAAUUCGCCAUCGCCAAACGCAUCAAUCGCAUGUUCAGGAUCACCGAGCAUCGAUUCGGCCACGAAAUCAAGAUCUGGUUGUCUCACAUUGACUUCCUUAAAAAGAUGAAGUGGGACGCCGCAGUGGGACGCAUCUACCGUCGCAUGCUCAAAGUCCACGUCCAUGAGAUUGGCCUGUGGGUGGCGGCCGCCAAAUAUGAGAUGGAGGAGUGUGGACGGUCCGAAAAUGCCCGACAGGUCAUGUUUGAGGCCCUCAGGUUUCAUCCCAAGUCUCAGACACUCUAUCGAGAGUACUUUCGUUUGGAGCUCAUUUACGUGGAACAGCUACGAAAGAGAGCCUCGGUUCUAGGUGGAGAUCUUCAGGAGGUGGUUGAAGAUCACAGGGAUCAAGUCCUCAAUGGCGAGGUGGCCAAAAUCGUCUUCUCCACCGCCGCUGAAGUCAUUCCGGACUCGGCGUUUUUGGCGUCGCUUAUCCCAAUAGCGGCUAAAUUUGAUUUCGCCGCUCAGCUGAUUGAGGACAUUGAAAGCCAUCUCAAGGCCAAUUAUGCCGACAGUCCGUCCAUGUGGAAUGCCUUAGGCCGAUCGUUCCUUGUCCAGCCGGCGAAAGGAUCGUCGACUCUGAGUCAGUUUCAAAAGUGUAUGGAGCUCUACGAGGAGGGCUUGGCCUCUGAUCGGCUUCAAAACAAGCUCAAGCUUGUGCACUAUUUUGUGGAGACCUUGGGCGAGUUGUGGAAUCUGUCGUGUUCUGGCCAAAAAAUACAAGCCAGCAAAGGAGACUUGAGCGAGCAAUUCAUGACCACCUUGAGCGAGUAUUUGGCUGACAAGCAGUUGAAAACCUUGGAAGAAGCCCGCGAUCAAGGAUGGUUUUCCCUUGAGGAGGGCCAUGAUCAACAAAAACAACAUCAAGAUGAGCAUUGGGUGGACUCGUUGAGGGAUCUAUUGGAUGUAUUGGCUAACGAACGGACCAGCUUGGCUCAAUGACCAGACAGGCAGGCAGGCAGGCAUCGGAGGAAGGUAACAAAUCCAGUCGAAAUCGUGGAUGAUCAACUCAUGCAAAUAAAACAGAAUUGAGCCCACCCA
This is a messenger RNA of Tigriopus californicus, 1671 nucleotides long. Its product is annotated as U3 small nucleolar RNA-associated protein 6 homolog. Gene Ontology annotation, biological process: maturation of SSU-rRNA from tricistronic rRNA transcript (SSU-rRNA, 5.8S rRNA, LSU-rRNA). Gene Ontology annotation, molecular function: protein binding; snoRNA binding. NCBI's taxonomy places the organism in Eukaryota, Metazoa, Arthropoda, Copepoda, Harpacticoida, Harpacticidae. Gene Ontology annotation, cellular component: small-subunit processome; Pwp2p-containing subcomplex of 90S preribosome. The transcript has 6 exons. Bases 340 to 1572 code for a protein of 410 amino acids. The record is from RefSeq and is a predicted model, not a curated record.